CGCGAGCCGAAACGCGCUGGUUUGGAAAGCUGGGUGUGACCUGGGGGCUCUGCCACGCGGCCUGUGCUCAGGCGGGAGGGGUCUGAUGCAUAGAGACGUAUCGGCUCCAGCCUGCAUUUGGGGCCACCCGCUUCCACCUGAACAGCUUUAAUAAAAACGCAUGUUCUGUCAGUUUGGUCCCGUGCGGGCCCUGUAACGAGCCGCCUGCCCUGCUCUUCCAGCGAGUCCGGGGAGGGCUAGGCAAUGCGCCUGCGCAGUCGGGGUUCUUGCGCCGUAGAAGACGCUCGCCGAAGGAACGGGGCGGUAGCUGCAUAGUGCGCCUGCGCAAUAGGUAGACCAAGCUAGCUAGAUGUGAGGCCUCUACAUUGCGCCUGCGCUGGUGGCGUUCAGGCGCUAUUUAGCGCCUGCGCGGGGGGGGGGAACCUGUCUGUGUCUUGUGCUUGCGCGAUAGGCGGGGGCGAGCGGGGCCGCCGCAGAGCAAAGCGUCUGUGUGGGCGGAAGCAGCAGCGGGAGCAGCAUGUUCUACGCGGUGCGCAGAGGCAGGAGGAUCGGAGUCUAUCAGACCUGGGAGGAGUGCCGAGAGCAGGUGAACAGGUACCCGGCCGCCAGCUUCAAGAAAUUUGCCAGCGAGGCAGAUGCUUGGUCCUUCGUGGGCAGCGGGGCACAGCAGUCCUCAUCCCAUUCAGCAGGUACUAAUGGCAUAUCUAGUUUAACACAAAAGAGUGACAGCUACUGGAAUGAACUGGAGACAGCAAGCCCAAGUUACAGUACAUGCAAGAGACCAUAUGAGCAGUCUUCGGAGGAAGAAUCAAACAGAAAACAUGUAAAAUACAAUGAGACAUACUCGGCACCUUCAGUGAGCAAAGAUAAAUUCUCAUAUAUGGGUGACUCUGUAGUUGUUUAUACAGAUGGCUGCUGCUCAAGUAAUGGGCGUCGUAAGGCACGUGCUGGAGUAGGAGUCUAUUGGGGACCAGACCACCCUUUAAAUACUAGUGAUAGGCUUUCUGGACGGCAGACCAACCAAAGAGCUGAAAUACAUGCAGCCUGCAGAGCAAUAGAGCAAGCAAAGAGUCAAAACAUCAAGAAGCUGGUUCUUUACACUGAUAGCAAGUUCACUAUAAACGGUAUAACAAGUUGGGUAGACAACUGGAAAAAUAAUGGCUGGAGAACAAGCACAGGAAAAGAUGUAAUAAAUAAAGAAGACUUUGAAAGACUUGAUAAGCUUUCAGAGGGAAUAGAAAUUCAGUGGAUGCAUGUUCCUGGUCAUGCUGGCUUUACAGGAAAUGAAGCAGCUGAUAGACUUGCAAGAGAAGGAGCUGGAAAACAAAACUCCUAGCAUGCUAUCGUGACUAGAAAACUUCAUUCUUGCUAACUAAAGACUGUUUAAUCCAUAAGACAGACUCUCUUUUCAGUAUGAAAACUUCCUGUUGGAAUUGUACAAAAUAAGUUAAUUUAAACUUUGUUAUAACUAUUUCUGGUUUAAAAGUUUUAAAUAUAUGCUGUCCUGUAUAAACACACCUUUUUUUUUAGGGUGUUCAGGUUACUUGGUUAAUCACUGCUUUGUUGGUAGAGGCUUGUUUAACAAUUAACUGAACAUUCAAAUAUUGGUAAAAGAAAGGUGUCCAGUGUUUUUAGUCCCAGUUGCCACAGUGCCUGUUAAGAAAUUUUUUUAGACGUUCCAUAACUGAGAGAAAACUUCGGGUUUUACAAAGUAUAAUUGUUUCAAAAAGUUUAUGAAUGAAAAUAUGUUGCAAUCUGAAUGCUAGACAGAUGUUGUUUUCCCUUUACCAAGAGUAUUGAAAUAAAUUUAAACUC
Messenger RNA from Terrapene triunguis (Three-toed box turtle), 1815 nucleotides. It is a transcript of the gene RNASEH1, whose product is annotated as ribonuclease H1. Gene Ontology annotation, molecular function: RNA-DNA hybrid ribonuclease activity; magnesium ion binding; nucleic acid binding. The transcript has 9 exons. Bases 518 to 1336 code for a protein of 272 amino acids. Lineage: Eukaryota; Metazoa; Chordata; Testudines; Emydidae. Gene Ontology annotation, biological process: DNA replication, removal of RNA primer. The record is from RefSeq and is a predicted model, not a curated record.